Seminavis robusta is the source of this 1266-nucleotide messenger RNA. NCBI's taxonomy places the organism in Eukaryota, Bacillariophyta, Bacillariophyceae, Naviculales, Naviculaceae. The record is from the annotation of a GenBank genome assembly.
CUUCUCGCACAAUUCAGAAUUCUCGCUUACCAGAAAGCACUUUCCCUCUCAAACAUCUUCUUAGUAAAGCUCGAACACCCACCAUGUCCAACAACGCUUUGCUUCAAACCAGUCUUCGCAACAGUCUUGCCGAUGUGCUGUCUGAGCUUGACAACAUUGACCACGUUAUGGUCCCGCCAGCAGUUGCCCCUUCACCUCCUGUUGCUGUGCAACCCUCUCUUGCCUUGCCGUCUUUCAGCUUGCUUCCCCACUCUUCGAGAAGAAGCUUGACCAUGCCGUCCACCCAUGUUCGUCCCAGUGCUGCAUUGGGAAUCAGCAGCGAGCAGCUGAUUAUGGCCGCCGAAAGAGAGAAACGAAUGAUGGAGGAAAAGAAGUUCAUGGCCGAUUUGGAUCGAGCUCGGGUUGCGGCUGCAGCUCGUCAGAGAGCUCUCCAGAACGCCAUUCACGAGCGUCAACAGAUGCAAAAUCGUUCCUUGCUUUCCCUCUUCCACAAGGGCGCAUGCGCCUAUCCUACUUCGAUCCCACAAGUCUUUGCUUCUUCCAUGAAGUUGAAAGCGGCUCCUCAAGUGAUGAUGCAGCCACCAAAGGAUGCACUCAAGGAGCUCGGCUCUUCCUUGCGUCAGAAGUCUUCUCCCUAUGUUGAUGUUGUUGAUGCCGCUGACCCUGAUCCCUCGGAUUCUCGAGUCAAGAAGACCCGUGGAGGAGUUACAGAGCCUUUCCCUGAACGUCUCCAUCGUCUUCUCAUGGAGAUCGCGAAGGAUGGAAAUGGAGACGUCAUCUCCUUCCUGCCCCAUGGUAGAGCCUUUGCCAUCCAUAAGCCUGACCGCUUCAUCUCCGAUAUCAUGCCUCAAUACUUCAAGCAGAAGUCCCUCAGCAGCUUUCAAAGGCAGCUGAACCUCUAUGGCUUCAAGCGAGUCCAGAGUGGCCGUGAUGGCGGCGCCUACUACCACGAGCUCUUCCUCCAAGGCCGACCUAACAUGUCCAUGUUGAUGAGGAGGGUCGGACUUCCCAAAGGGGACGAUCGCAGGAAGAUGAGGUCAAAGAAUGUUCAGAUCGACCCUGACUUUUACUCUAUGAAGCCCGCGGUUGCACACAGGGCCUUUCUCGCUUAGGCAGCCAAGCAACAUGCUUGACGCAACCACACAGGACGACGGAGGGAGAUUCUAUACAUGAUUUAGCCACAUUUACAUAUGCAACACUUCUAAAACUACAUGUACUAACUAAAACUUUUUAAAAAACAAGAGAGGUAACAACACUAAUUUUCAU